UAAUCAUACUUCAUCACUACCAACAACUAUACACUAAAACUCUUUCUCAAAAUAAUAUACUUUUGAGAACAUGGCUCAAAAAAAGAGCUUGGGGUUUGUGACAACAAACUAACCUCUUUUCUUUCUUUCUUUCUUUCUUACACUUGCAACAACAUUUGCGUUUGUGGGGCUAAAAAUAAAACGACCAAAACAUCUUUAAUCUCUUCACUCAUCACACUCUCCCACGCUUUGCAGAACCAUCAACCAGCUCUCUCAUACUCUCAACCAAAGUGGUAUUGCUCUAGUGGACAGGGAAUCUUGAGAGAUUGAAAUUGCAGGUUUGUUUCUUUCUGGAAUCAGCAGCAAGUGGCAGAGCUAUCAGAAAAUUCAGAUGAAGCUCAACAAGAAGAAACACCAAUUUAGAGUUAGAAAGGAACCAAAUCCAAAGAGUACUAUCCACAACAAAAACCUAUAACAAACCCAAACCCCAAUUUCAAGAAGGGAAAAAUAAUCUGAAUUCUCAUCACCAAAAUUUUGAGCACAAAACACCCCAUAUAUGAUAUAUGAAAUAGGCUCAGAGACAGAACAGAAGAAGAACCUUGUUUGAAUCAAACCACAUAGCAUAUAAAAGUGGUGAGUUAUUAUGGGAAUGAAGAGCACUGGGGGAGAGAUUGUUCAAGUCCAAGGUGGGCACAUUGUUCGAUCCACCGGCCGGAAAGAUCGACACAGCAAGGUUUACACGGCGAAAGGGCCGCGUGACCGUCGAGUUAGGCUCUCGGCACACACUGCAAUCCAAUUCUAUGAUGUCCAAGACAGGCUUGGCUAUGACAGGCCAAGCAAGGCAGUGGACUGGCUUAUCAAGAAGGCCAAAGCAGCCAUCGACAAACUCGCCGAGCUCCCUCCUUGGGAGCCUACUCCUCCUCCUCCCACUACCAAUGAGGUGGAGGAGGAGCAGAAUGGAGGAUCAACUGACAUGGCAAUUGCAGAACAAUCAGAGUCUUCUGGUUACAAUUUUCAGCUUCAAAGGCAACUUGGUGAAGACCCUGAAAACCAACACCACCACUCAGCAUUCAUUCCUUCACCUAUUGACACUGAUGGUGGCAUAGCAUUUUUCCCAACAACGUCUGCUGCUUCCUCCAUCAAUUUCCAGAGCUACCCUCCUGAGAUAAUCUCAAGGACCAACAACUCCUCAGAGGAUCUUGGACUUUCCCUUCAUUCUUUCCAAGAUUCUGGCCUAAUUCAUCAUCAUGGACAGUCACAACAAGGAGGUGGUGCAGAUCAUCAAAACCCUUCUUCAAAUGACCAAACUCUCUUUGCUAACUACCAGAGAAUGGUGGCCUGGAACAGUGAUGCCGGAGGCACGCAAGCCGACAUGAACCGUUCCGGUUUCAUGGUGAAUUCACCUGGUUUUUCUUCUGCUUUUUCUCAUCAUCAACAAAGGGGUACCCUUCAGUCCAGUUUCUCACCAUCACUUCGCCCUUGGAGUGAGAUUCCUCAAAUGGCUUCUUCUAACGAGCAUCACCACAACCACAAGUCUCAGCCAAUCCAGCAGCAACACCAAGCUUCAAUAGGUGAAGAUGAGAGCCAUGGUGUUGGUUCUGACAGGCCUUCAUCUUCUGCUUCUCCUAAUUCACAUCACUGACACCAAAAGCAUUGAACUUCACAAUGGUGCAGUGUUCCCUAUCUAUCAGUAUCAGGAGCAGUGUCUAACUAGAUUUGCAAUCUUGGGGGAAGAUUAAGAUGAUGGGCACAUUUUGAUCAUCUACAAGACUUUCAAAUUUGUCUGGUUGGAUUCGACUUCCUUUUUUAUGGCUUUCUUUUCUUUCCCUUAUUGCAGGCCAAUUACACUGGUGUUUUCCCCCCUUCUAUAAUUAACAGGGGGUUCCUUCAAAAGUUGUUUGAUAAAUUUGUGUAAUUAUAUCUUCAUGAAACUUUGCUCAAUUAAUAUAGGGCUUUGAGGUGGAUUCCUUGGUCA
Messenger RNA from Arachis duranensis, 1954 nucleotides. Its product is annotated as transcription factor TCP4. Bases 623 to 1621 code for a protein of 332 amino acids. Gene Ontology annotation, molecular function: DNA-binding transcription factor activity; sequence-specific DNA binding. Gene Ontology annotation, biological process: regulation of secondary shoot formation. The transcript has 4 exons. Lineage: Eukaryota; Viridiplantae; Streptophyta; Magnoliopsida; Fabales; Fabaceae. Gene Ontology annotation, cellular component: nucleus. The record is from RefSeq and is a predicted model, not a curated record.